Molecule: messenger RNA, 2665 nt
Organism: Equus quagga
Lineage: Eukaryota; Metazoa; Chordata; Mammalia; Perissodactyla; Equidae
Gene: LNPK
Product: lunapark, ER junction formation factor
Exons: 13
Coding region: 594-1883 (429 amino acids)
Biological process (GO): endoplasmic reticulum tubular network organization
Cellular component (GO): endoplasmic reticulum tubular network
Source: RefSeq, a predicted model, not a curated record
GCUGAUCGAGGACUCUUCAGGGCGGACUCCUUUCUAGAUGCACCCAUCUCCACCCUCAACCCCACUCUUCUCUCUCGCGGUCGUCUAGGAGCACCAGGACCCAUUUCGGGGUCUUCUGUCUCCAGCGAGACCUACCAGUGCAGGCUUUAAAAGACAAGAAGGAGGCAGAGGAACAGCAAGAAGUAACCGCACUGGUAAGAGUCAUCAUAAAUGGCAGGACACCUCCAAGACGAGGCGACCAGCGCCGUAUUUGGCCGCGGAGGCCACAGGCACAAGCAUCCUCCGACCCACCGCCCGACUUCCCCGCCCCAACUGCCCGGCCGGGUCACAGUCACGUGACGGGGGAGCGGCGCGCGCCGGCGGCGGCGCGGAUUGGCUGGCGGCUGGAGCGCGGGGUUUGAUGGGAAGGAGUUGGCCGGGCCCAGAGCUCUGUCAGUGGCGGCUGCUGCCUGCUCCGGAGGCGUGCUGCGCGGCGGCGGCGCAAGCUGGCAGAGGUGGACGCCAGCGCCGGGCUUUGCCCGCUUCUCAAAGUUGUGAAUUCCUUUGGACAAUUGAUGUCAUUUGUUAUUGUGCCCAGUUUCUACAAAUAAAAGAUGGGUGGAUUAUUUUCUCGAUGGAGGACAAAACCUUCAACUGUAGAAGUUCUGGAAAAUAUAGAUAAGGAAAUUCAAGCAUUGGAAGAAUUUAGGGAAAAAAAUCAGAGAUUACAAAAAUUAUGGGUUGGAAGAUUAAUUCUCUACUCCUCAAUUCUCUAUCUGUUUACAUGUUUAAUUGUAUACUUGUGGUAUCUUCCCGAUGAAUUGACAGCAAGACUUGCCAUGACACUCCCAUUUUUUGCUUUCCCGUUAAUAAUCUGGAGCAUAAGAACAGUGCUUAUUUUCUUCUUUUCCAAGAGAACAGAAAGAAAUAAUGAAGCAUUGGAUGAUUUAAAAUCCCAGAAGAAAAAAAUCCUUGAAGAAGUCAUGGAAAAAGAAACUUAUAAAACGGCUAAAUUAAUUCUUGAAAGGUUUGAUCCAGACUCAAAGAAAGCAAAGGAGUUUGAGCCGCCAUCUGCUGGAGCAGCUGUAACUGCAAGACCUGGACAAGAGAUUCGUCAGCGCACUGCAGCUCAAAGAAACCUUUCUCCAACGCCAGCAAGCUCUAGCCAGGGCCCUCCUCCACAGGUUUCAGUAUCUCCUGGACCACCAAAGGACACUUCAGCCCCUGGUGGACCCCCAGAAAGAACUGUUACUCCAGCCCUGUCGUCAAAUGUGUUACCAAGACGUCUCGGAUCCCCUGCUACUUCAGUGCCUGGAAUGGGUCUUCAUCCUCCAGGCCCACCUUUAGCAAGACCCAUUCUCCCCAGAGAACGAGGUGCUUUGGAUAGAAUUGUUGAAUAUUUAGUUGGUGAUGGUCCGCAGAACAGGUAUGCCCUCAUAUGUCAGCAGUGUUUUUCUCAUAAUGGCAUGGCCUUGAAAGAAGAAUUUGAAUACAUUGCUUUUCGAUGUGCCUACUGUUUUUUCUUGAAUCCUGCAAGAAAAACCAGACCCCAGGCUCCGAGACUUCCAGAGUUUAGUUUUGAGAAGAGGCAGGCAGUGGAAGGCCCAAGUUCAGUUGGUCACUUGCCCUCAGGAAGUGUGAUUUCAUCAGAGAACCAGAUCAGUGAAGAAUCUUUAGAAGAACAAGAUGUUCUUGAUAACAGUACAGAGCAGACAGAUGACAAAAUAUCAGAUACAGAGCAGACAAGCCAAGUGACUGAAAAAGCAUCUGGCACAGAGGAACCGGAGAAGCAAGAAGAAACUGAGAAUGAGGGAACCUUGGUGAAAGAGGCCAAAUCAACAAUUCCCAGAGCUGAUUCUCUUCCUGAUUCUGAACUAAGUGGAGAAUCUUUGGUGACAAUGUAGUAAAUGCUUCCACGUGCCUUCAACUGGAUAUUUGUAGUCUUUUUUGAUGUCAGUGUUUGCUUUUUAGGUGGUGCAUUUUUCCCCCACUCUGAGGAUAUGCUUGAUAUCAUUUGAAUUCAGAUUGCCUGGCUGUUUCAAUAUGUCAGUUAUAUUUACUAGGUAUUAAAAUUAAAAGCAAGUGAUAUUAAUAAAGAAACUUUUGAAUGUACAAAGACCCACACUGUUUAGAGAACUUUUAGAUAUUUUUUCCAUUCUAAAAGUAAACAAACAUGAUAGCAUUCUUGUUUUCUAUAUGUGUGACCUGUAAAUAAUAUCCGUUUUGACAUAGGAAGAAUUUUGGUUAGGAAUAAGUUAUAAUAGUGUUUGUUUUAAGGAAUGAAACUCAAUUAAGAUUUUUAAUACUUCAUCAUUAAAAAUGGAUAGAAUUUUAACUCUUGGGAUAUUUGCCAGGGGGAAAAAUGUCUAUUUAGGCAUUUACAUUAAGCAGUAUGAAAAUUGUACCUGUAACUAUAUAGGCAUUGGUAUGAAUUCUUAGUAAGAAUGCAAUUGAACAGUCAAGUGCAGUGUUUCUUUUUGAUGUCAUUUUGCAGCUAGGCCAAAGGCACAUGAUGUAUAUAAUUAGCUUAUGUUUACAUAUGAACAUAUAGGAAAUAUCUCUGCACUUGACUGUACUUGAAUUCUGAGCAUUAUUUAUACUUGUAAAAUAAUGAUGAUAUUAUUAUAAGUGAAUUUUGUGUUCUUGUGUGUGUUUUGUUAAGGAAAAUAAAGAUGAUCUGGCAGCA